UUAAAAGCCAUUGUUUGCACUGAGUACACUUGUGAAGUUUUGUAUAGUUUGGUGACAAGCGGCAAUGACUCUUAUAUGACAUUGCUAUUUAUGUUUAUAUAUGUACUUAUGUCUUUUUGUGUAUGUUUGUCUUCUUCAGAUGUAAAAACUGGGUUUACAAUAAAUGAGAUAAGUAAAAAGUUGGAAUUUUUUGUGGAAGAACAUGACCUGCAAAGAUUCAGAGAUGAUGGUCCCUUUGACUUCAAUUUGAAGGAAUUGCAUGAUUUUAUUCUUAAAGAAGAUAAAUGUCCAAAGAAUGAUUGUGAAUUGUAUGAAAUUGGAAAGAGAUUCAGAUGUUCUUCUAUCCUAAAUCAGUGUAAGAAAAUGAGCUCAGGAAGUUAUUAUCUUCAAGGUAGUGAAUACAAGAAAUGCUUCACUAAAGAGAUAGAGCUGUUGGUUCCACGAAAUCAGUGGGAUAUAGCUGUGAAGUUUAGUUCAGACCUCAAUGGCCAUCAGAAACUUGAUACUGAAGAAAUCCUUUCCAUAAAUAAUAAAAGUGAGAACGCUUUCGGUCAGAACUCUAAUCUCCUUAUUCCUCAGCAAAUGCAUAUUGGAAAAGAACCUGAUGAAAAUAAUGUGUGUGAAGCAAUCUCAUCCUGUCACUCAUCUCUUCCUUGCCACCCUGGAAUGAAAAGAUAUGCCUAUGAUCUGUGUGGGAAAGCCUUUGGUUGGAAUCCAGCUCUUGCUAGCCCUCAGAAGGUUCAUACUGGAGAGAUAUUUCAUGAAUGUACUGAAUGUGGGAGAGCUUUCUAUAACAGAUCAUUCCCGCUUGACCAUCAUAGAAUACACUGUAAAGAGAAGCCUUAUUUAUGUCUUCACUGUGGAAAGCCUCACAUAUGCAAUCAAUGUGGAAAAACUUGUACAGAUAUUUCUAGUCUAGCAAAACAUAAGGAAAUCCACACUGGAGAUAAGGCUUAUGAAUGUAAUCAAUGUGGAAAGACUUUUAGAUCGAGCUUUCAUCUUGCUAGACAUCAGGGAAUCCACACUGGAGAGAAACCUUUUAAAUAUAAUCAGUGUGGAAAAGCUUUUAGAUAUAAUUAUAACCUUACAGAACAUCAGAGAAUCCACACUGGAGAGAAACCUUUUAAAUGUAAUCAAUGUGGAAAGGCUUUCACACAGAGUGCCAGUCUUGCUUUACAUCAGAGAAUCCACACUGGAGAGAAACCUUUUAAAUGUAAUCAGUGUGUAAAGGCUUUCACAGGCAGUGCCAACCUUACUGCACAUCAGAGAAUCCACACUGGAGAGAAACUUUUUAAAUGUAAUCAAUGUAUAAAGGCUUUCACACGCAAAAUGAAUCUUAUAAGACAUCAGAGAAUUCACACUGGAGAGAAACCUUUUAAAUGUAAUCAGUGUGGAAAGGCUUUCAGAUGCAGCUCAAGUCUUCCUAGACAUCAGGGAGUCCACACUGGAGAGAAACCUUUUAAAUGUAAUCAGUGUGGAAAGGCUUUUACACGCAGUACCAAUCUUGCUGCACAUCAGAGAAUCCACACUGGAGAGAAACUUUUUAAAUGUAAUCGGUGUGGAAAGGCUUUUAUACAGAGUACCAGUCUUGCAGAACAUCAGAGAAUCCACAUUGGAGAGAAACCUUUUAAAUGUAAUCACUGUGGAAAGGCUUUUACACAGAGUUCCAAUUUUGCAGAACAUCAGAGAAUCCAUACUGGAGAGAAACCUUUUAAAUGUAACCAGUGUGGAAAGGCUUUCAGAUUUUCCUCUAGUCUUGUUAUACAUCAGAGAAUUCACACUGGAGAGAAACCUUUUAAAUGUAAUCAAUGUGGAAACUCUUUCACAAGCAGUGCCAAUCGGGCUGCACAUCAGAGAAUCCACACUGGAGAGAAACUUUUUAAGUGUAAUCAAUGUAGAAAGGCUUUCACACGCAAAAUGAAUCUUACAAGACAUCAGAGAAUUCACACAGGAGAGAAACCUUUUAAAUGUAAUCAAUGUGGAAAGGCUUUCAGAUGCAGCUCCCAUCUUGUUAGACAUCAGACAAUUCACACUGAAGAGAAACCUUUUAAAUGUAAUCAGUGUGGAAAGGCAUUCAGAUGCAGCUCCCAUCUUGCUAGACAUCAGAGAAUCCACAUUGGAGAGAAACCUUUUAAAUGUAAUCAGUGUGGAAAGGCUUUCACACGCAGUGCCAGUCUUGCAGAACAUCAGGGAAUCCACACUGGAGAGAAAUCUUUUAAAUGUAAUCAAUGUAGUAAAGCUUUCAGAUUCUCCUCCAGUCUUAUUACACAUCAGAGAAUUCAUACUGGAGAGAAACCUUUUAAAUGUAAUCAAUGUGGAAACUCUUUUACACGGAGUGCCAAUCUUGCUGCACAUCAGAGAAUCCACACUGGAGAGAAACUUUUUAAAUGUAGUCAGUGUGGAAAGACUUUCACACGCAGUGCCAGUUUUGCUGCACAUCAGAGAAUCCACACUGGAGAGAAACCUUUUAAAUGCAAUCAAUGUGGAAACUCUUUCACACGUAGUGCCAGUCUUGCUGCACAUCAGAGAAUCCACACUGGAGAGAAACCUUUUCAAUGUAAUCAGUGUGGAAAGGCUUUCAGAUUCUCCUCCAGUCUUGCUGCACAUCAGAGAAUCCACACUGGAGAGAAACUUUUUAAAUGUAAUCAAUGUGGAAAGGCUUUUACACGUGGCUCCCAUCUUGCCAGACAUCAGAGAAUCCACACUGGAGAGAAACCUUUUAUAAUGUAAUCAAUAUGGAAAAAGUUUUAGAUGCAGCUCCCAUCUUGCCAGACCUUAGAGAAUCUACACAGGAGUGAAACUUUUUUUUUUUUUCCUAUUUUGUAUAGGCGAGAUUAGCAGUGGGAAGUGUACUAGCCAUAGGAUUAUCUUGCUCCUGAUUCUCUAAUCUAACAUAAUGAAAGCAUUAUUACAGUAAUAAUACAUGCACUAGAACAGGACCGAGAAAACUUUGAAAAAUGUUUUCUUGAAUUCAUUAAUACUCAAAAAAGAAAUUCAGGCUUUGCAGAUUUGUUUCUUGACAUAUUUUUCUGUUUUGUGUAAAUUUAAAAUGUUCAUUUGAUUUUAUUGGUAUGAAUUUCAACAUUAAAAAAGGAAUCAGAUAUU
Messenger RNA from Antechinus flavipes (yellow-footed antechinus), 3105 nucleotides. Its product is annotated as zinc finger protein 665-like. Gene Ontology annotation, molecular function: RNA polymerase II cis-regulatory region sequence-specific DNA binding; DNA-binding transcription activator activity, RNA polymerase II-specific. Bases 76 to 2730 code for a protein of 884 amino acids. The record is from RefSeq and is a predicted model, not a curated record. Gene Ontology annotation, cellular component: nucleus. Lineage: Eukaryota; Metazoa; Chordata; Mammalia; Dasyuromorphia; Dasyuridae. The transcript has a single exon. Gene Ontology annotation, biological process: regulation of transcription by RNA polymerase II.